AUGUUUCAGGUGAAGAAUGAGUCGAUUUCUGAAUGUUUUGAGGAGUUGGCUGCUCAUGGUGUCUGUGAUCGCGAUGGGAAAUACAGUACAGAGCUUCAGAGAUCACAGCUUCUUAUCGAGAAACUCUACACGGGCACACCUGAUUACGAGACCAGCGUAGCAGAAUUGCAAGUAAACGGUCUUCAGGCGAGAACAUUUGGCAUCUGGACUCUUCUGUCCUCCAUCAUCCGCUGCGCCUGUGCAAUAGACAUUCAGAACAGAACGCUUUAUCACAUCACCUUGUGGACAUUUGUUCUGGCACUUGGUCACUUCCUGACAGAAGCGUUCAUCUAUAAAACGGCUCCUCUGACCAUUGGAGUGAUGGCGCCUCUGAUUGUAGCAAGUUUCUCUAUUGUGGGCAUGUUUAUUGGGUUCCAGUGUAUCGCUGAGACGCAGGAAGUAAGUGGAGCUCGACAGAAGAAGAGGAACUGAGCGUCCAGAGACAUUCACCUAUUGGCACUGGCAAGGGUACAGGUUAUAAUUGGGCAUAAUCAGACAGCAAAACAUGAUUCUGAUUGAUCCGUUUUUUGUUAUGAGCCUGUGCUGCCAGUUCAAACAUACGAGGCCCAAACUAAUGACCAUUUUCUACUUCAUUUUAAAAAAUAAUUAAAAAUGUAAAUCUGUGUAAUAUAAGACAAAUAAUAUUUUUUAGAUGAUUAUUUAGAGUUCGCUCUAAGUUGAGGAGUUCCCAUGGAUGCUGGACAUUUGUCUGCUCCAAUUCAUAAUUUUUCUUUACUAAAUUUGUGGUUUAUUUACAUAUAUUUGUUUAAUAAAGAGAGUCAUAGAUUUGAAAUGACUCAAAUUAUAAUGCAAUUUUAUGAUGCAAUAAAUAUAGCAUUAGCGAUACCAUGAAUAUAGGGGUGUUCCUUCAACUUUGGGCACGUUCAUGUCCCGAAGCUGAAAUUUUGUCAAAUUAUGCAAAAUUUGUGAAAAUAUUAUUUACAGGUGCAUCUCAAUAAAUUAGAAUGU
Messenger RNA from Myxocyprinus asiaticus (Chinese sucker), 1008 nucleotides. RefSeq names its product ergosterol biosynthetic protein 28 homolog. The record is from RefSeq and is a predicted model, not a curated record. Gene Ontology annotation, cellular component: membrane; endoplasmic reticulum. The transcript has 5 exons. Gene Ontology annotation, molecular function: protein-macromolecule adaptor activity. Lineage: Eukaryota; Metazoa; Chordata; Actinopteri; Cypriniformes; Catostomidae. Bases 1 to 471 code for a protein of 156 amino acids.